Messenger RNA from Eremomyces bilateralis CBS 781.70, 1200 nucleotides. RefSeq lists its product as uncharacterized. Bases 1 to 1200 code for a protein of 399 amino acids. The transcript has 6 exons. The record is from RefSeq and is a predicted model, not a curated record. NCBI's taxonomy places the organism in Eukaryota, Fungi, Ascomycota, Dothideomycetes, Eremomycetales, Eremomycetaceae.
AUGCGAAAAGUACCGGCCGCGGUGAUGGACCGUUGGCCUGCGCCCAACUUCGUUAAUCCGGAGUCGCAGGCCAACAAGAUGCUGAUUUCCAUCUAUAUCUGCAUAAUAAUCAUCAUCUUCGUGCUCUUGCUUCGGCUGUACUCUAGAAUAUACGUCGCAAAAUUCUUUGGAAUGGACGACUGGAUGAUUGUGCCCGCUGCUAUCACGGCCAUCGGGUACGGGAUCAACGCAAUUGUCGCCAUCGACCACGGCUGGUACAAACACAUAUGGGACCUCCGACCACAUGAACUAAUGAUGGCUCGAAAACUCGUCAUCGCAUCCAACCUGACCGGAUUGUACACAGCCGGUUGUACAAAACUUUCUGUCCUUCUCCUAUACCACCGAAUCGCGCCGGCAUAUUCUCGAUUUCAAUAUCUAGUCUGGUUCUUUACUGGACUCGCCAUCCUUUGGAUCAUCAGCUUUACCGCCGCGAACUUCCUGCUGUGUAUCCCGCUUCAUGCGUAUUGGGAUCUCAAUUACGAUGGUCCGCAGUCGUGCUUUGUGGAGGUGCCCUACUUUGUCGCCUUCGCAGGAAUCGAUCUCUUCCUAGAUACCGCCAUAUUCAUCCUGCCUCUACCGCUGGUCAUCCCACUUCGUUUACCGAAGCGUCAGAAGAUGAUCCUUGGAGCUGUGUUUGGGAUUGGGAUUUUCGCGGUCGUUGCAGCAGCCCUUCGGUUACCAAGCCUUGUUCGGGUAACGGAAUCAUUUGAUCUAACCUGGGAAAUCUACGAUGCUGCCCUCUGGACCCUUGUCGAAGCCACCGUGGGCAUCUUCUGCGCCUCCGUCCCCGCCCUGAAGCCCCUCGUCCAGAAAUACACCCCCGCCAUCCUCGGCACCAUGGGCAACGGGAAUCUCACGGGGAGCGGCCACAUCAAUAGCGGGAUGUACCCGAACAGCCAACCGGCGUUCAGCCGCGCCGACUCGCGGGCAUACAGCGAGCAGGCGUGGAGCCGCACGCGGUCGCGAACCCUCAGCGAGCCGACCUACAGUCGCGAGCUGUCGCGGACACAGAGCGGCAACGUUGUUUUCAGCGACAUCGAGCGGGGGAAGGGGUCUGGGGAGUUGGAGAGCGUGAUCCUGACGCGGAUCGAGCUGGCGGGGCGGGUGCGGGAAAGCACCGACAGUUCGCAGCGAUUGGUGUCGCCGCGGCGUAUGGUUUGA